This is a messenger RNA of Candida albicans SC5314, 2853 nucleotides long. RefSeq names its product putative serine/threonine protein kinase (gene KSP1). Bases 1 to 2853 code for a protein of 950 amino acids. Gene Ontology annotation, molecular function: protein serine/threonine kinase activity; ATP binding. The transcript has a single exon. Lineage: Eukaryota; Fungi; Ascomycota; Pichiomycetes; Serinales; Debaryomycetaceae. Gene Ontology annotation, biological process: peptidyl-serine phosphorylation; autophagy; autophagosome organization. The record is from RefSeq and is a predicted model, not a curated record. Gene Ontology annotation, cellular component: cytoplasm; autophagosome.
AUGGAACAAUUUGAACGAUAUGACAAGGGCGAACUAUUGCGAGAUCGAUAUCUAAAAGUUAAUGAUAUAAGUGAAGGUUCUUACGGUUUAGUGUCAGUCGCCAAAGAUACGCGUAACAAUGACUGUUUGGUUGCUGUUAAGUUUAUCUAUCCAGUUGAUUACAAAAAGGACCAUCAACUUCUUGAAACUACAUCAAGACCAUCCUCAAGUCCUGCGAAAAUGAGAAAUAACGGGAACAACAAAAAUGAAUCUGAUAGUCAUGAUCUGCAACAAAAAUCCAAUGUCAGUAAACCAACAAGAGAAUCUAUUUUCAAUACCUUGUAUAAUGAGGCACAAAAGGAAAUCAAGUUCCACAAAAUUCUUGGUGAUCAUCCUCAUAUUUCUAAAUUGUAUGAUCAUUUUGAUACUUGUUUGAUUUUGGAAUUCUGUUCUCGAGGCGACUUGUAUGAAGCAAUUCAUAGUGGCAAUGGUCCCGUUACCACUCCAGAUAUCAAGGAUGUAUUCCAACAAAUCUUAACUGCAGUUGAGUAUUGCCAUUCUCGUGGAGUUUAUCAUCGUGAUUUGAAACCAGAAAAUAUUUUAAUUGCUGAAGAUUGGUCUAUUAAGAUUUGUGACUGGGGGUUAGCCACAACAUCAAAGAUUGUCACUAAUAAAGAUGAAUUUGAUAUUGGAUCAGAAAGAUAUAUGGCUCCGGAAUUGUUUGAUAACAAUUUAGAAUCUUAUGAUGCUUCGAAAAUUGAUAUUUGGUCAGUGGGAGUCAUUUUAUUAACAUUAGUUUUCCAUAAGAACCCAUUUCAAGUUGCAAAUUAUUCUGAUAAGAGAUUCAUUCAAUUUGUUAACAAUAGAGAAGCAUUAUUUGAUAUUUUUUCAACCAUGAGUGGUGAUUUAUUUUCAGUAUUGAGGUUUAGUUUAACAAUUGACCCUGAUAAUAGAGAUUUAAAGGGAUUUUUGGAUGAAUUGAUGCUGUUACGGUACUUUACUAUUGAUGAAGAAUAUUGGGCUAGUGAAUAUGAUGAUGAUGGCGACUUAGAAGAAGAAAGAGUGGGAGGCGAAGGGGAAGAAAAUGAAGGGUAUUACGAUGAUGACGAUGAUGAUGACCACGAUGAGGAAGAAGAUCUGGAAGAAUUUGGAUUUUUUGAUGAUUAUGAAGAUAAGUUAUCGGUUUCACCUCAAAAGUUAGUGGAAAUCAAGGCUACACCGGUAACACCAGUAACACCAAUUUCCAAUGAACCAAUGACUAAUCAAAAACUGGAGAUUAAUCCAGCUCCUCAAGUUUAUGUUUAUAAAUCCAGUUUACUGAAAUCACCGGUUGAUAUGACACCGCCAAUCCCUCAUAAUCGUAGAGCUGAUGCAUUGUUAUCAACAAAUACUGAUUUGAAACCUAUACCAAUACAUGGAACUGCUGGGUUCAAGUUCCAUCGUAAUACAAGGAAACCAUUGAAUGUUGCUUCGUAUACUCAAAACUCAUAUAUGAACAAUCGAUUCAACAAUACUGGUAGUUCUGGUUUCAAUGCCAAUUACAAUAGUAAUAGUUAUAAUAAUAAUAACAACUAUAACAGCAAAUUUAACCGAGAAGAUUUUUUCACUCCAAAAUCAGUUUUCAAUCAUUAUUUGGACAAAUAUGGAGAACAGAAAUUUGGUAAGCAAUCCGCAUUUGCAGAUGGCUAUAAAAAGCAUUCACCACCUCAACGAUACAAAAAGAGAACUUGGAAGAAGAAUAAUAAUCACAAACGUAAAACGGGUUAUCAGCAACAACAACAUGUAUACAACAGCCAGUACCCUCAUCCUACCAAUAACGAUUCACAUAAUCAUCAUCGCGGGAAAAGAAAGUCUAGACUGUAUUCUACGUCUAAAUUGAAACGAAACGUUAUCAAUGGUAAUACGAAUGGCAAUAUCAAUGGAAAUGGAGGUGGUGGCAACAAUUUGACAUCAAAUUACCCUUCAUUACAUCAUGGAAGUACAAUGAGCCAAAUUGUUAAUGGAAGUGUCAAUGGUAAUGUUGGAUCCAAUAUAUCUAAUUCUGGGAAAUAUAUUCCGCCUUAUUUAAGAUCUCCAGCUUAUCAAAAAUCACCAGCCAUUGAACCAUUAACUGAGGAUUUGGAUCAUUUGAAUUUGAAUAAUGAUUAUGAUGAAGUGUUCCAUUUGGAAGGAGAUUUCGAUAUGGCAAGAAAUGGCGAUAAUGAUGAUCAAUAUGACAGUCAUAUAGAUGAUGUUGGUAAUGGUCCACAUGAUUAUCAUUUGAAUGUUGCAGGUGACUUUCCGCACAAGAGAAAUCCAAAGCCUGAUGUAGGUUUCAUGCAUCAGCAUCACCCUACUGCUACAACCAUUACAUCAGGAGUAAAUGGUCAAGUUCAAGCCCAAGGUCAAACUCAUGGUAGAAGAAACUCUACUUCUUUUUCUACUUCUUGGAUGUUGAAUACUAAUAGAAGAGCCGGGGCAAUUUUUGGUAAUGAAUUACCAUUGGCUUCAAAUAAUACCAAUUCAUUACCAAACCAAACAAAUUCAGUUAAUGGUGGUGGCAUUAAUACUAACAGUAAUGGUAAAUACGUUCCGCCAUUUAGAAGAAACUCGGUUUCAUCAUCACAUGGUACUGCAAAUGGUACUGGUACAAAUGCUGCUGCUGGAAUUGCCUCAUUUAGAAAAUCUGUCAAUGAAAGAAAGAAUAGUUUAGAGUUUGCCAAUGGCAGCGGUACGAGUGGUGGUUCUAGACCUGUUUCGAGUCCUUUGACCGAAUUAAAGAAUCAUCAUCAAAACCAUCUUCAAGAAGUCAAUAAAAGUCGCUUUAAUAAGCUGAUUCCUGUUGGUCUUGAAUUGGUUUCCUCAUUUAGAAAAGAUUGGUGUGAUUAUGAUUAA